Eutrema salsugineum is the source of this 822-nucleotide messenger RNA. RefSeq names its product membrane protein PM19L. Bases 197 to 670 code for a protein of 157 amino acids. The transcript is spliced from 4 exons. Lineage: Eukaryota; Viridiplantae; Streptophyta; Magnoliopsida; Brassicales; Brassicaceae. The record is from RefSeq and is a predicted model, not a curated record.
AAGAAUUAAAUCGCCUUUAAGAAUAAAGAAAAACCAAACAGCCUUAACCAAGAAAAGCACCAUCAACUUAAACUUUCUUAAACCUAUAUAACAUCCCACAACCAAAAUUAUAAAGAUCCAAAUUAAAAACAUAUAUAUAUACCUGUAUAUAUAUAUUUCUGUAAUUUUUUUCUGGUUUCCAGUGACCGGGAAAGAAAUGGCGGCACAGCAGAUGAAACCGGUGGCCUCUUUGCUUCUAGUCCUGAAUUUCUGCAUGUACGCUAUUGUUCUCGGGAUUGGAGCAUGGUCCAUGAACAAAGCCAUCAGCCAUGGAUUCCUUAUUGGUGCGGAUUAUAGUCUUCCGGCUCAUUUCUCGCCAAUAUAUUUUCCGAUGGGAAAUGCGGCUACUGGAUUCUUCGUGAUGUUCGCUUUGAUUGCCGGAGUUGCUGGAGCUGCCUCGGUUAUAGCUGGCGCCAGUCAUCUACAGUCAUGGACUACGGCAAGUCUUCCGGCAGCUGUCUCUGCAGCUACCAUUGCUUGGUCGCUCACACUUUUAGCCAUGGGAUUUGGGUGCAAGGAAAUUGAACUUGGAAUGAGAAAUGCUCGUCUGAGAACAAUAGAGGCAUUUCUAAUAAUACUUUCGGCAACUCAGCUUCUCUAUAUUGCUGCCAUAUAUGGAGUCAGGAAAUAAACUGAAGAAACUAAUUAAGCGACACUGUUCUAUUUUCUAUUUGUUCUGUAAUUUUUUCUUCUUUUACCAAUUUGUUUAUAUACAAUAUGUGUGGUUUGGAUUGUCUGAUUGAACAUUUGUACUAUACAUUUCUCUUAUUUUUAUGUAUAUAU